AUGAUACGCGAGGGGGAAAUCGGGGCUAAAUCGAGGGAAGGGCAGACGCUUCAGAACGCGGCCAAAAUCGACGCGGAGACGAAGAUCAUAUCGACGCAGAGACAGGGAGAGGGGAAGAAAGAGGAGAUUAAGGUGAGAACGGAGGUCAAGGUGUUUGAAAAUGAAAGGGAGGCGGAAGUGGAGGAGGCAAAUGCAGAGCUCGCCAAGAAGAAAGCGGCAUGGGCUAAGGCGACGCGCAUGGCGGAAGUGGAAGCAGCAAAAGCUGUGUCGCUCAGAGAGGCGGAGCUACAGAAGGAGGUCGAGAAGAUGAAUGCAUUGACCACCACUGAGAAGCUCAAGGCCCAAUUCUUGAGCAAAGCCAGCGUCGAGUACGAAACCAAGGUACAAGAGGCAAAUUGGGAUCUCUAUGACAAACAGAAGAAAGCAGAAGCUGUCCUGUUUCAAAAGCAGAAAGAAGCGGAGGCACAAAAGGCAAUGGCGGACGCAGCAUUUUACUCUCGCCAGCAAGCUGCGGAUGGAGAGCUGUAUGCGAAGAAGAAAGAGGCGGAGGGACUGGUGGCGCUGGCGCAGGCCCAAGCGCUGUAUCUCCGCUCUCUUCUCAACGCUUUGGGCGGAAACUACACCGCUCUCAGAGAUUACCUAAUGAUCAACGGGGGGCUGUUUCAAGAAAUUGCCAAGAUUAAUUCGGAAGGUGUGAAGGGGCUUCAACCUAAGAUUAGCGUGUGGACCAAUGGGAGCGGCGGACAUGAUUUGGAAGGAGGCGGAGCGGCAAUGAAAGAGGUGGCCGGAGUUUAUAAAAUGCUGCCGCCAUUGUUUCAGACAGUUCAUGAGCAAACUGGAAUGCUUCCUCCGCCAUGGAUGGGGGCCAUGGCUGACUCUAAACGGAACUGAAGCAUGGCGACAAUAAUGGGUUUGGCCUUUU
This is a messenger RNA of Momordica charantia (bitter melon), 922 nucleotides long. RefSeq names its product flotillin-like protein 4. Gene Ontology annotation, cellular component: plasma membrane raft; plasma membrane. Lineage: Eukaryota; Viridiplantae; Streptophyta; Magnoliopsida; Cucurbitales; Cucurbitaceae. The record is from RefSeq and is a predicted model, not a curated record.